Molecule: messenger RNA, 4258 nt
Organism: Cydia pomonella (codling moth)
Lineage: Eukaryota; Metazoa; Arthropoda; Insecta; Lepidoptera; Tortricidae
Gene: Rsph9
Product: radial spoke head protein 9 homolog
Exons: 2
Coding region: 553-1368 (271 amino acids)
Biological process (GO): motile cilium assembly; axoneme assembly; cilium movement involved in cell motility
Cellular component (GO): axoneme
Source: RefSeq, a predicted model, not a curated record
UAAUAAUAAUAAUAAUGAUAUAAAUAUUAUAGGACAUUAUUACACAAAUUGACUAAGUCCCACAGUAAGCUCAAUAAGGCUUGUGUUGAGGGUACUUAGACAACGAUAUAUAUAAUAUAUAAAUAUUUAUAAAUACUUAAAUACAUAGAAAAAACCCAUGACUCAGGAACAAAUAUCCAUGCUCAUCACACGAAUAAAUGCCCUUACCAGGAUUUGAACCCGGGACCAUCGGCUUCGUAGGCAGGGUCACUACCCACUAGGCCAAACUGGUCGUCAAAUACUUAUACCGUGCCGCUUGAGUUUAAACGAGACACAAGACGAGCCGCGAGCCGAGCCAUAAUAUUCCACGAAUGUGUAAAUGAGGAGUAACUAAAUAAUUUCCAAACCAUAGUGUUUAAUGAAUAAUGACAAAACAAAAGCUGUCACCACUCUGUCAUACUGCUUGAAUGUCGAUAAAACGUCUUAUAUAUCGAUCCUAAUUAUUGGCGAAACAAACAACGUCGGAAUACAUCUUUUUAUAUCUAGGAAACCUGAAUCUGACAUAUUAUACUCAUGAACGUCCACAAGCUUUGGGAGUUCCGGGAGUACAUGAAUGUUAACGGUAUGAUGUUCAGCAGCGAGUUGAUUUCCAUGCUGCAAAACUCCCUCACUAUGCUGCAGGCUGAGAACCACUUUACACACAUGCAGUACUGGGGACAGUUGUACGCCGUAGAUGGUGACUACCACAUCGCAGUUGGCAUAACCAAUGAUGCCGUGGCAGAUCGCAGAUAUUUUUACACGACCGACUUUAAGUACUGGGCCUUAUUGCCGAAAGCAAAACGACGUCACAAGUUACUGUCGCUGCUCGCUACUUUUCCAUUCCGUGGAGAUCCGACUCUUAAAGUUAAAAUUUUAGACGAAGCUCUAGAAGAAAACAAUCUAGAACGCUGUCAGGUUAUUACGGAAGAAAGCAGGAUGGCGGGAACUAUUGCUAACAUUUGCGACGAAGCGGAAAUAUGCGCGAGAGGGCAACUCAUCAAGCAACCGGAUGGAAAAGUCGUCAUCAAUCCAAACUUUUACGGACUAACUGGUUCCGAAGCGCAACAGUUAAAGUCGUAUCUUCAUAUACGUCCGCCGCAGCAGCAGUGGAAUUCCAACCUUCUCAGCAGGCAAGACUAUAACUAUAGUAUGGAUUUCCUUGACUCCAUCGACCAGGAUAUUCCUAAUGCCUGUUGGAAUUUGAGUGUAGAACAAACGGGAAGUGUUGCGUAUCUGAAAAGCUUGUACUGGCCUGGAAUGACAUAUUUCCAUAAGGUUCGAACGCCUGACGCCGGUUUUCUAUAUAUAGGCAACGGCCGUAAAAAUCUAGACGUACCAUUUUUAGUUUAAAUUGGUUUGCUUUUUUGUAAAUAAUAUUUCAAAUGGGUACAAGUAUGCAGUGACCGAACUCACUUAAUGGUAGAAAAGCCGACUGCAAAAUUUCCUAUCGACUUGAUACCGCGAUGAAAUGGGUAUAUUUAGGGGUACCGAUGUGACCAUGCUUACAUGAUCUCGUCUGUCAAGGUGUUUCGGCAGAAAAAGCCUUGGCAGCCUUAUAUAUUUCCGAAAUGAGGGUUCAUACCUACUGUCUGGAAUUGGUUUCAUGGUGGUAUCAGAUGGGUGUAUUUAGGCAUGGACUAAUUUAGGGGUCCUAAUAGUCACAUUUGACAUCGUCUGCCAAGCACUUCCGGCAAAAAAAAAAAUACUGACAGGUUUCGCUUUUCUGUGUCUACCAGUAAAUUUCUAACAACUACCAUAACUACUAUUUCGGUAUCAGAUGGGCUAAAUCAGCCCUCCUUUUUCGCACCGGAAGUUUCUUUUUUGUACUUUCGGCAAGUUACGCCGUGACAGAUUAUCGAAUGCGGACUUCAAUCCAUGGUGCAUUUCAUCGCGGUAUCAAGUCGUUACGAAUUUUUUUGACGCUGCGCUUUACAUACCUUACUUCAUUCAGUAACUGACACACGGUUGCGUCCUAUACGCUGACACUUCUAAUAGUUAGGGAGGCGAAUAGGGGAAUUUUCGGUAAUACUCGAGCGUGGCAGUUUAAGAUAUGAGAGAUACCUUAGACCUAAUAGAACAACCUUGUAAAGUAUUUAGCUCUAUAUGUAGUGACGCGCGCCUAGGAUAGACGAUCAGAUUAGUAAAAAAAAAUCGAUAGUCUGAAAUACUCGAGCGCGUCAGAUUAAGAUAUUGGGGGUUGAUUUUAGUGUUUUAAGACUAAAUUUAACUAAUCUGACGAUAAGUCCUUGACGCCGCCGAGUUAUAGGGUCGCGAACUUGUAAAAAAAAAACGUUAAUCCGGCAUUCUCGAGCGCGAUUUUUAUUUUUUUUAUUUUGAAGAAUAUAAUCUAAAACUUACUAAAAAUACAAAAUCUGCCGGUUUCCGCAUGACCGGAAGCGUGGAGGAGCCAUUUCAUCUUCCGAAAAACGCGUUGCGGCAUAUAAGUCGCGAACGAUACAUUUUACAAAAAAAAAGUUUAAAUAAACAAAAAAGGUAAUUUUAUUUUACACAAAAAAGGUCUCUUUACAUUUUUGUCCAAUGUUAGAACUUUUUGACUUGGAUCAUCAUAAAAACUCUAACUCCCGGUUUUUUGAGUAUAUCUCGAAAACUGAGGGUGUUAAAAAAAAUUGAUAUGAAAUAACGAUGAUUAAAUUAUGUGACUUUUAUUAUAUGUCAAAAAUUUUUUUUUUCUAAAGCUUCUCGACAAUUUUCGAAUACGAAUAAAUGAAUACGAAUACGAAUGAAUGACGAUAAGGACUACCACAUCAGCGGUCCUCAGCAAAUCCGAUUAGUAGACUUUGCGAAGGACUUGAAAAAUAUCAAGUUCAAAGAAGCUCUAGUCAAGUUUUUCAUUGAUCAUUGGAAUAGUCAAGAGAUGGCCGUUAUUAUUCGCAACAAAACAAUCUAUUUGAACCACAACUUGUGCUACGUCUUCAAAGUCGUCGAUGGAAUAGUGCAGAGAACAAUCGAUGAUAAGCUCUCAUGCUCAAGUCACGAAGAAGCCGACACGAAGACAGUUUUCCUUGCCUGUCAAUUGCCACAAGGUUCUACAACAAUCAUUCGAACAUCAGACACAGAUAUUCUGGUCAUUGUGUUGGCCAAUGUGGAGCAUUUGAACGAAUCGGUUAGAGCGUGGAUGGAUCUCGGAGUCGGUAAUGCACGUCGCUAUAUAGAUGUUUCGGCACUGUCAGUUCAGUUAUGCUCAAUGCUUUCACGCGCACUGCCUGCUUUCCACGCUUUAACAGGAUGCGAUUUUAAUCCAGCAUUGUAUAAACGAGGCAAAAAGAGACCUUUUGAUAUUUUGAGAAAAUCUGAGAUCUUUCAAAAAGCGCUCGCUGAUGUAGGGUCCGAUCGUUGUGAUAUCCAAACAAUAUUACAUCUACAUUUACGUUGGUUGCCUAUCGCUUUAUUGUCAUUCUUAAAAUCCCCGUUUUAUCAAGGAGAAAGAAAGGAAAAAAAGAAACCAAAAAACCUUUUUCGGUCAGAUUAAGAGAACCCACCAACAUUUUUGUCAGAUUAAGAAAAUAUGCUUUCAGGAUACCGAGAUAAACCUCCCCUAUGAAAAUCUGAUGCGCUCGAGUAUUUCAAAAACACUUUUUUUUUUGCAUUUUCAAAAAUUCAUCGUAACUUAUCGUCACGCCGAAAUCGUCAGUUUUUUUAAAGGGAGCUUCCUUGGGGCCUACUUAACACCCCUUUCGAAAAUCUGACGCGCUCGAGUAUUAUUUUUUUUUUUGCAUUUUUGACUACUUUAUAUUCCUACCCCCACCACGCAAACCGGCAGAUUAGUAUACCGUUGUUAUCAGAGGCACUUGGGGCAUACGUAGUAUGAAUAUUUGACGCGCUCGAGAAUGCCCAAGUAACUGUUUUUUUUAACAUUUUUGAAAAACCGUACACGCCAAACCCACCGCUAAAAUGGUUUUUACCAUACGAGCUUUUCUUUUCGAAAUUAUUUUAUCUUUCGAUUUUGAUAGGUCUCGACGGCGCCGUUGAAUUACGCCAUUUAGCUACCUCGCCUCCCUAACUAUAAGUAUUCCUGCGUUCCUGUCGUUAAUUACUGAAUUAAGUAAGGUCUGUGAAGUGUUUUACCCCAAUGUACCAUUUGGCGGUUUUUGAAAAACAGUUUUUUGGAAAAUCUUUAAUUUUAGGUGUUUGUUGUGGCUUAGCCCGAUUCUUUGAAUUAGUUACCAUAAUCAAUACAAAUUUGUUGUUUAGUGAUAAAUAGAGUUAAUGUUGACAGUAA